Molecule: messenger RNA, 1191 nt
Organism: Endocarpon pusillum Z07020
Lineage: Eukaryota; Fungi; Ascomycota; Eurotiomycetes; Verrucariales; Verrucariaceae
Exons: 2
Coding region: 1-1191 (396 amino acids)
Source: RefSeq, a predicted model, not a curated record
AUGGCCAAUGGUGGCAAAGACUCUCAUUCGACUCCACAAUUCCCCACACAUAAUGCGCCUCGCGUCUGGCUACUGACUUCUGGCGACUCUCCUGUUGGCAUAACUCUUGCGCGACAAGUUCUAAACCACGGCGAUUACGUGGUAUCUGGUAUUAUUCCAGCAGAGUUCGAGAAAGAUGAUACGCGAAGUGAGGAAUUCAAAAGUUUCCUAUCGGAAGUGGGUCGGCGUGGUGGAGAUGGUUGGAAGGAGAGAUUGAAGAUUGUGGCUCUGGAUAUUAGAAUGAUGGGUCAAUGUCAGGCUGCUGUUGCAGAAGCUGUCUACGCCUAUGGCCGAGUGGAUAUACUCUUUUGCUGCACCAGUCAAGCCAUCGUAGGAACGGUUGAAGAGCUAGCUAUCUCCAACCGGACACAGACCCUCGUACGAGAUCAAUUUGAGACCAAUUUCUUUGGGCCAAUGAACAUUAUCCAAAGUACACUACCGAAUAUGCGCGAGCAGAAGAUUGGCCAUAUUAUCGUGCUUGGAGGUAUUACUGGUCAUCUGGGAACACCUGGGUUGGGAAUGUAUUGCGCAGCAACUUGGGCUUUGGAAGGCUUCUGUGAUAGUAUUGCGUAUGAAAUUGCCCCCUUCAAUAUCAAGAUGACAAUUGUGCAAGCCAGCAUUGAGAUUGGAAUAUUGCUCAACCGGAUUACGUCUGCGCCACCUCACCUAGCGUACGCUCCAGAUGCGAACAAUGCGCCCCUAUUUCGUGGAAUCCUCGACGGAUUACUGAACAGGCUUCCAGGCAUCAGAGCGCAGUAUGUGGCGCAGAAUCAAGACCCAUACUCACCCAAAUCUGACUCGGAACGCAUGGGCGGUCCUAAUAUCCUAAGUCAAACCGAAGUUGUCAGCCUCUAUCCACCACUAAGCCAAGCACAUAGCGAAAAGUUGCUUGCAGAAACGGUACAUGCACUUACAGCCAUCGGUGGCCAUGAGAAUCCUCCCACUAGACACAUCGUGGGUGUAGAAGGUGUUGCCAGUGUCAAGGAGAAGCUCAAGACCGUGAGCGAAGAGCUUGAGGACUUUGUCGAAGCAAGCUAUGCCGUUGAUGUACCGAUCGAUUCACAUGGAAAUCCGAAGAUGGAGAUUGUGGAUGGGGACGAUGAUGGUCCAGUUGACUUUGGUAGUCAUGAUGCAGAGGAUAGACAUAGUUAA